UUUAUUUUAAUUCUCUCUCUCUUGGCUAACAACCUGUAGGCUUAGGAUCUGACUGGUGCAGCAAAGAGGGUGGCUGGUAGGCACGCGCUCUGGUGCACAACCCGCUGGCGCCUCGUCGCAGUCUUCGCCCCGCGAGUCCCCAGUUCCGGGUUCUCUGACCUGGUCUGGAGGUGCCGGCGUCCAGGGCUAGAAACGGUGAAUGUGCCCUGGUGCCCCCUCGCCUUUCUGCCCCCCUUAGUUCGUGUCCUUAAUUGACAAGCCGGUGACUAUUGGCUGAAGUUCCCGGGGAUUUGCAUGGACGGAGAGGGAGUGUCUUGUGCCGCCCUCCCAUCAGGAACGCGCUGACUGCAGCCUCGCUGGGAAUGCGCGGCCGAGGGGACGCGCGCAGCUCGCGGGCCCUGGCAGUGAGCGGGAGCCCGGCGACCUGGCACCCGCGCCUGGAUAUGGGGCGUCUACUUCGUCCCAGGAGCAGCACAGGUCACAGGAACCUGCCGCAUGUGUUUCUGUUUUUCCUCUUCGUGGGACCCUUCAACUGCCUCGCGAGUUACAGCCGGGCCACCGAGCUUCUGUACAGCCUGAACGAGGGACUGCCCGCAGGGGUGCUGAUCGGCAGUCUGGCGGAGGACCUGAGGCUGGUACCCCGUGCCGCGGGUACCCAGAACCAACAGUCGCAGCCGCCAGAGCGCCGUGGUGCGCCAUGGAACCCCCCUCUCUCCUUCAGCCUGGCCUCCGGAGGGCUGAGUGGCCAGUACGUGACCCUGGACAACCGCUCUGGGGAGCUGCACACUUCUGCACGGGAGAUCGACAGAGAGGCCCUGUGUCUUGAUGGAGGUGGAGGGGCAGCCUGGGGAGGCAGUAUUUCCAUUUCCUCCUCCCCUUCCUCUGACUCUUGCCUUUUGCUUCUGGAUGUGCUGGUCCUGCCUCAGGAAUACUUUCGGUUUGUGAAAGUGAAAAUUGCCAUCAGGGACAUUAAUGACAAUGCUCCGCAGUUCCCUGUUUCCCAAAUUUCUGUUUGGGUUCCGGAAAAUGCACCAGUAAAUACCCGCUUGGCCAUAGAGCAUCCUGCUGUGGACCCAGACAUAGGUAUCAAUGGAGUGCAGACCUAUCGCUUACUGGACUACCAUGGCAUGUUCACCCUGGACGUGGAGGAGAAUGAGAAUGGGGAACGCACUCCCUACCUAAUUGUCAUGGGAGCUUUGGACAGAGAAACCCAGGAUCAGUAUGUGAGCAUCAUCAUAGCCGAGGAUGGAGGAUCUCCACCAUUGAUGGGAAGCGCCACCCUCACCAUUGGAAUAAGUGAUAUUAAUGACAAUUGCCCUGUCUUCAUGGACUCACAAAUCAAUGUCACUGUAUAUGGGAAUGCUACAGUAGGCACCCCAAUUGCAGCUGUCCAGGCUAUGGAUAAAGACUUAGGAACCAAUGCUCAGAUCACCUACACUUACAGCCAGAAGGUUCCACAAGCAUCCAAGGAUUUAUUCCAUCUCGAUCAAACUACUGGAGUCAUUAAACUUUUCAGUAAGAUAGGAGGCAGUGUUCUACAAACACACAAGCUCACCAUCCUUGCCAAUGGACCAGGCUGUAUCCCUGCUGUGAUCACUGCUCUGGUGUCCAUUAUCAAAGUCAUUUUCAGACCACCUGAAAUUGUCCCACGUUAUAUAGCAAAUGAGAUAGAUGGUGUUGUUUACCUGAAGGAACUGGAACCUGUUAACACUCCAAUUGCAUUUUUCACCAUAAGAGAUCCAGAAGGUAAAUACAAAAUCAACUGCUACCUGGAUGGGGAAGGGCCAUUUAGGUUAUCACCCUACAAACCAUAUAAUAAUGAAUAUUUGCUAGAGACCACAAAACCUAUGGACUAUGAGCUACAACAGUUCUAUGAAAUAGCUGUAGUGGCCUGGAAUUCAGAGGGAUUUCAUGUCAAAAGAAUCAUUAAAGUGCAACUUUUAGAUGAUAAUGACAAUGCUCCUGUUUUCCUUCAGCCCUUGAUAGAAUUAACCAUUGAAGAAAACAAUGCACCUAAUGCCUUUUUGACUAAACUGUAUGCUACAGAUGCUGACAGUGAAGAGAGAGGUCAAGUUUCAUAUUUUUUGGGACCUGAUGCUCCAUCAUAUUUUUCUUUAGACAGUGUCACAGGAAUUCUGACUGUUUCUACUCAGCUGGACAGAGAAGAAAAAGAAAAGUACAGGUACACUGUCAGAGCUGUUGACUGUGGGAAGCCACCUAGAGAAUCAGUAGCCACUGUGGCUCUCACAGUGUUGGAUAAAAAUGACAACAGUCCUAGGUUUAUCAACAAGGACUUCAGCUUUUUUGUGCCAGAAAACUUUCCAGGAUAUGGUGAAAUUGGUGUAAUUAGUGUAACAGAUGCUGAUGCUGGGCGAAAUGGAUGGGUUGCCCUUUCAGUGGUGAACCAGAGUGACAUUUUUGUUAUAGAUACAGGAAAGGGCAUGUUGAGAGCUAAAGUCUCUUUGGACAGAGAACAGCAAAGUUCCUAUACUUUGUGGGUUGAAGCUGUUGAUGGGGGUGAACCUGCCCUCUCCUCUACCACAAAAAUCACAAUUCUCCUUCUAGAUAUCAAUGACAACCCUCCUCUUGUUUUAUUUCCCCAGUCUAAUAUGUCUUACCUGUUGGUACUGCCUUCUACUCUCCCUGGCUCCCCAGUUACAGAGGUCUAUGCUGUUGACAAAGACACAGGCAUGAAUGCUGUCAUAGCUUAUAGUAUCAUAGGAAGAAGAGGCCCCAGACCUGAGUCCUUUAGAAUUGACCCUAAAACUGGCAACAUUACUUUGGAAGAGGCAUUGCUGCAGACAGAUUAUGGACUGCAUCGAUUACUGGUCAAAGUGAGUGAUCAUGGUUAUCCAGAGCCUCUCUAUUCCACAGUCAUGGUGAACCUAUUUGUCAAUGAUACUGUCAGUAAUGAGAGCUACAUUGAGAGUCUUUUACGAAAAGAACCAGAGAUUAACAUAGAAGAGAAAGAACCACAAAUCUCAAUAGAACCAACUCAUAGGAAGGUAGAGUCUGUGUCCUGUAUGGCCACGCUAGUAGCUCUGUCUGUAAUAAGCUUGGGUUCUAUCACACUAGUGACAGGGAUGGGCAUAUACCUCUGCUUAAGGAAAGGGAAGCAACAUCACAGAGAAGAUGAAAAUAUGGAAGUACAGAUUCCACUAAAAGGAAAAAUUGACUUGCAUAUGAGAGAGAGAAAGCCAAUGGAUAUUUCUAAUAUUUAAUAUUUCAUUGUGGAAUAGCACAGUGAUAUGUUCUGACUGACUUUGGAUCAUCUUCAUCACCCAAACAAAACUGUGCAGUUGGCAUUCCCAAUGAAGAACAUCUAAUUUAUAACUUGUAAUAUAUUGUAAAUAGCUGUUUACAGGUUUUUAAAUUCAAAUUCAGAGGUUAUAAAAUGUGUACAGAAUUUUUAAAUGAAAAUUAGUACUAACAGCUAUGGAAUUGUUAUUUAUAAAAAAAAGUUUGGAAAUGAAUUGCAGCUUUCUUACACCAAGCAGAUGAUAGAUAAAACCUAGGAAAUAAGGUAAGAAAAUGGUACUUUUUUGUUGUUCUAAAAUUUCCUUUCACCACAAGAGGGCAUCAGCUGCUACUUUGCAGGGAACUGUUUGAGGUAUUGUACAUGACAGUUGUACAUGAAAUUAAUGAGAGAGUAUAUUUUAAAUAUAUUGUUUUUAACAUUAAAUAAUAUAAAAUUAAAGCAAAUUGAAUUUUACCCUACUUAAAUAUAUAAAAAAAGAAAUGCACUUGUUAGCAGAAUGUUUAUUACCUCAUAGGUAAAUCACAUAUAGUUUGAAAGAGAAGGCAUUAAAAAGAAGUAUAGUUUCAUUUUAGAAAGUAGAAAAACAUUGCCAUGUGUUAUGAAUUUGAACUGCUGAAGAGUAUUUUACUUUCUGUGUACACAAAUUGCUAUCUGUCUGCUUUACCACUGCAUUUGCUAUAAUUACUGGGGAAAAUAUAUCUAUUCUUUCUUACAGAAAAUGUAAGUAGAAAUUGUGCCCAAGAAAAACAGCCAGAGCAAAAGGUAUCUUGAGUCUUACUUGCUUUAGUUACUUCUUCAGUAUUCAUGAAGUUUUAGUGCUUUUGCGAUUUGUCAGUAGUACUUUGUACUUGGGUUAUAUGUUAGAUUUUUAUAUGCUUAAAUUCAUCACAUAAAAAAUAAGAGUCAUAUUAAAAUUGAAUUAUUCUAGAAGCUAGUGUACAAUACUUGUUGUUUUAGUUGGGCAUUUUGUAUAAAUGUUAUACUUUCUUUUUGUUGUUGUUUAGAUGUGCUGACUACCAUUUUUGGCUUCCUUUCUUUGACUUUGGAUUAGGUUCAAGAGUUUAUUUGUAAGUCCAGCAGCAGAUUCCUGGUAAUUUAGCUUUUACUGAAUCUUUUGCAUUGAAGAAAACUGGUUCCUCAGUGAUCUCUCAAUUUUACUUCAUUGAGUGAGCUGGAAAUUUUAUUUUACAUUAAAAACUAUAGCAAAAUUAUCUGUAUAAACGAGGAAUGUUUAAUUUCAAAUGGAUUAUUUUACUUUCUCACAUUAUGUGUCUGUACUGUACCAAAACUGUUUAUAUGUCUGCAAAUUAAAGGAUAUAUUUUCAUAA
Castor canadensis (American beaver) is the source of this 4587-nucleotide messenger RNA. Lineage: Eukaryota; Metazoa; Chordata; Mammalia; Rodentia; Castoridae. The record is from RefSeq and is a predicted model, not a curated record.